GUGGCGCGGAGCGGCGCGGAGGGGCCGCGGCGCCGUCGCCUCGCCAUGGGUCCCAAAGCAAAAAAGGGUCCGGGUAAGAAGAAACUCACCAAAGCCGAGCGUCUGAAGCUGCAGCAGGAGGAAGAGGAGAGGCGACUGAAAGAGGAAGAGGAAGCCCGAUUGAGAUUCGAGAAAGAAGAGCAGGAAAGGCUGGAGCGCAUGCGAAUCGCUGAGGAAAAAUGGCAUCAACUUGAAGAAAAAGAUCUCGAGAGGCGCAACCAGGAGCUGCAGGAGCUGAACCUCUUAGAGGAGUGCUUCCUGGAAGCGGAGAAGUUAAAGCAAGAAGUCAGAUCUCUGUCUCGGGAAAAGGAGAGGGAAGAGAAAGAGGGAGAUAAACUUACCCAAAAUGAAAAGAUCCAUUUCUUUGAUCCCAUAUUAUUUGGGUAUUUGGAUCAGCAGGAAAGGAAGCGGCUCUGGACAGGGGCUAACGAAGUAGACUUGGAGAUUUACGGCCUUCUUGUGAUUUCUAUCGCUGAAGACCUAGAAGCCAUGAAGAAUGCACUGAAGAAGAAAUUACUAAGUGACAAAAUAUUAGAAGCCCAGAAGCUCCUGGUGAAGAACACCUCUGAAGUGCCAGAAACGAAGGACAUCUUGGACGUGAAUCUGUGCCAGUUCUCGCCGCUGGGCGGCGUGUUCUACCUGGACAUCCUGCAGCUGCCCCCACUCUGCAAGCCAGUCAAGGGCUGGAUGAUGGUAGAGCUGCUCAGAGGAGGAUUACAGAAUUUCACGUAUCCUCCUGAGUCGGUGGAAGAGCUGGAUCCGGAGAACGCCUUUCCGCCCAUCGAAAUCACCCUGCAGCUCCCCGAGAACGUCAUCUUCUUCGAAGAGCCGAUGGUGGUCAGGUGGGACGCCGAAGGUCAGGGCUGGAAGAAGGGCGGCAUCAGCGACGUGUAUUACAAAGAGGAAGACAAGCUCCUGUCCUUCAGCCUGGAGCUGCCCGGCCCCUUCACCCUGGUCCAAGACACUCACAUAAACAUGCCCUACCUGUCCUGGGAGAUGGUGCCUCUGGACCUGAACAGAGUCCUCCUGACGGUGACCACGGCCUUCACCGAGUUCCAGAUCCACGUCAAGGAAAACCUCUGUAUGCUAUCUUCAGUCAAGCUGAAAGACCAAAGGCCAGUUUCCAACCUGAAGGGCAAAUGGCUGGCUCUGAUCCCCUUCAUUACUGCGCUGAAAGAAGUUGGGCUGAAUAUCUUCCCGACCCAAUACUCUCAUCUAUACGUGAUUAUCAACAAUAAGGUGGCCCUGGUGGAGGUCAAGGCCUACCGACAGAUCGCCCUGCUGAGCCCGGCCUUCGCCUUCAGCUGGAGCAAGUGGAACGCGGUGUGCGACUCGCAUAAGGUGGUGUUUAAGGUCCAGGAGCAGGCGCCCGGCGGGCCCCCCGCCGCGGACUGGGCGCUGCUCCUGUUCAGCGGGCAGCGGGCGCAGCGGCUGAGGCUGACGGAGGACAGCGACGCGUUCUCGGAGGCCGUGGAGGAAGGCACCGAGUUCCACUCGAGCCUCUUCCACAUGGUCGGCGACUUCGCGUCGCCCGACGCCCUGGACAGGAUCCGGGGCGUGGCCGCCCGCCACGUGGACGCCGUGUGCCAGCUGCUGCUGGCCACGCGCCUGCUCAGCUUCUCCUAG
Dipodomys ordii (Ord's kangaroo rat) is the source of this 1665-nucleotide messenger RNA. It is a transcript of the gene Dnai7, whose product is annotated as cancer susceptibility candidate 1. Gene Ontology annotation, molecular function: microtubule binding; beta-tubulin binding. Bases 46 to 1665 code for a protein of 539 amino acids. Gene Ontology annotation, cellular component: axoneme. The transcript has 14 exons. The record is from RefSeq and is a predicted model, not a curated record. Lineage: Eukaryota; Metazoa; Chordata; Mammalia; Rodentia; Heteromyidae.